This is a messenger RNA of Punica granatum (pomegranate), 780 nucleotides long. NCBI's taxonomy places the organism in Eukaryota, Viridiplantae, Streptophyta, Magnoliopsida, Myrtales, Lythraceae. The record is from RefSeq and is a predicted model, not a curated record.
UAAGGAAGAAGACAAUUCAGUAUUCCUCGUAAAGAUUUGGUCUUGCGUACCCAUUAAUGGACAGCAACGAGGAGGGCAAGAGUAGCUCGAGGAGGGCUCGGUUGGAUGAACCCGACCCUGAUCUCAGUUUAGCGAUGUCCUUGCAAGAGCAGGAGGGAGGGGGAGGGCUGCCGCCGCUCCCAACCAUUGUGAGCGAGAGCGACGAGGAGGAAGGGAUCGAAGACAUUGAAGACGAUGAAGACGACAACGACGACAACUAUGAGUAUUCAGCGGAAGACUACGAAUAUUUCUCGAGCCGGGGCAUCAACGGGGACUUUGGGCUCUUGGAGGGAAUGGACAGCAAUUCUGAGUUGUUUGGGACGAUAGAGGAGGACGAGAUCGACCCCGACAAUCUGUCCUACGAGCAGCUGAUCGAACUGGGGGAGAUCAUCGGGGAGGAGAAGAGAGGCCUCUCGGCGGAGCAGGUGUCUUCAAUCCUACAGCCAUUCACGUACAAAUCAGUCGAGCGGGGCACUGACCUGUGCGUCGUAUGCCAGGUAGAGUACGGCGAGGGCGAAAAGCUCACUGCCCUCCCUUGUGACCAUCCGUAUCAUCCGGAAUGCAUCAGCCAGUGGCUUCAGGUCAAGAAGACGUGCCCAAUAUGUAGCACCGAGGUUUCGGAGCCAAAAACUACUAGGAAGAUUUGAUUCUAUUUCCAACAUGUACAAAACUGAACAAUCCAAGGUUUGUCUGCGACUCGAAGAUGAAAAAGCCAGUUAAAUUCCUUUUCCUGGUUGAAAA